UUCCCUGCCCACGAGCUCGGAUCCUUGCCAUGCCCUUUGCCCUUCGGGGGAUCGGGGGGAAAUAUUCCCCAGCAAGCCCUGACCGCGGGACCCCGUGCAGGAGCCCCCGCUCGUAGAGAAAAGGAGUUCGUGCAAGCGGGGGAAAUUAAAAAAGAGCAGAGAAAGGUUAAGGGGAAAAGGAGGGAGACGGAGAAGCGAAGUCGGACAGAAGGUAAAAGUACACAGAGCCAACAGAAACACCAAGGGAAAAAUCCUGAUGUUUUGCCGAAAUGAGUUUGAGCCAUAGAGUAUGGUUAAUGCCAUAAUUAUCCAGGUUCCGAACUACUUGAAAAUCCCAUUGUCAAUGAAGGAAGAAACUAUCUUGGACUUUAAGGUGGGGACGAGGUCCUAAUACUAUUCAACAUGCGCAAAGGGAUGCCAAAAGAUCCAGAUAUUGCGGAGCUAUUCUACAAAGAUGAUCCUCAGGAACUAUUUGUGGGUUUACAUGAAAUUGGACAUGGAAGUUUUGGAGCGGUUUAUUUUGCCACCAAUGCCCGCACUAAUGAAGUGGUGGCAAUCAAGAAGAUGUCCUACAGUGGAAAACAAACGAAUGAGAAAUGGCAGGAUAUUAUCAAAGAAGUCAGAUUUUUACAACAGCUGAAGCACCCCAACACCAUAGCGUAUAAAGGCUGCUACCUGAAAGAACAUACUGCUUGGUUAGUGAUGGAAUACUGUUUAGGAUCAGCUUCAGAUCUGUUGGAAGUUCACAAAAAGCCACUUCAGGAAGUGGAGAUAGCUGCCAUUACCGAUGGUGCCUUGCACGGACUGGCUUACCUUCAUUCUCAUUGUAAAAUUCACAGGGAUAUUAAGGCAGGAAACAUUCUCCUAACAGAACCAGGUCAAGUGAAACUAGCAGACUUUGGAUCUGCUUCUAUAGCCUCUCCUGCCAAUUCUUUCGUGGGGACACCUUACUGGAUGGCUCCAGAAGUAAUCUUGGCUAUGGAUGAUGGACAGUAUGACGGGAAGGUAGAUGUUUGGUCUCUUGGAAUUACGUGCAUAGAGUUAGCGGAACGGAAACCUCCUCUCUUCAAUAUGAACGCUAUGAGUGCCUUAUAUCACAUAGCCCAGAACGAUUCCCCUACACUACAGUCGAAUGAAUGGACAGACUCUUUUAGGAGAUUUGUUGAUUACUGCUUGCAGAAAAUACCUCAGGAACGUCCGUCAUCAUCAGAACUUUUGCGGCAUGAAUUUGUACGAUGUGAGCGGCCACCUCGUGUUCUAAUAGACUUGAUUCAAAGAACAAAGGAUGCGGUGAGAGAGCUGGAUAACCUUCAGUAUCGGAAAAUGAAGAAAAUCCUUUUCCAAGAGGUCCACAAUGGCCCUCUGAAUGAGUCUCAGGAAGAGGAGGAGGACGGUGAGCAUGGGACAAACCUGACUAGCAAGAUGGACAGUCUGGGCAGCAAUCAUUCAAUCCCCAGCAUGUCUGUCAGCACAGGCAGUCAAAGCAGCAGUGUCAACAGCGUGCAAGAGGUUAUGGAGGACAGCAGUUCUGAGCUGGUUAUGAUGCAUGACGAGAGCACCAUUAAUUCCACUUCCUCUGUUGUGAUUAAGAAGGAUCAUGUAUUCAUAAGGGAUGAGGUGGGCCACGGGGAGCGCAGGCCUGAUCUGCGGCCUACCCACUCAGUCCAGAAUCAGGCCCUCCACUACCGGAACAGAGAACCGUUUGCCACAAUCAAAUCAGCAUCUUUGGUUACAAGGCAGAUCCAUGAGCAUGAGCAGGAGAACGAGUUGCGGGAACAGAUGUCAGGAUAUAAGCGGAUGCGGCGCCAGCACCAGAAGCAGCUGAUCGCCCUGGAGAACAAGCUGAAGGCUGAAAUGGACGAGCACCGCCUCAAGCUGCAGAAAGAGGUGGAGACGCACGCCAACAACUCGUCCAUUGAGCUGGAGAAGCUAGCCAAGAAACAGGUGGCCGUCAUAGAAAAGGAGGCUAAGACAGCAGCAGCAGAUGAGAAGAAGUUCCAGCAACAGAUUUUGGCUCAGCAGAAGAGAGAUCUGACCAAUUUCUUAGAAAGUCAGAAGAAGCAAUACAAGAUUUGCAAGGAAAAGAUUAAAGAGGAGAUGAACGAGGACCACAGCACACCGAAGAAGGAGAAGCAGGAAAGGAUCUCCAAACACAAAGAAAACCUGCAGCACACACAGGCUGAAGAGGAGGCUCACCUUCUCAGCCAGCAGAGACUCUACUACGACAAAAACUGCCGUUUCUUCAAGCGGAAAACUAUGAUCAGAAGGCAUGAGCUGGAGCAGCAGAAUAUUCGUGAGGAGCUGAACAAGAAGAGAACCCAGAAGGAGAUGGAACAUGCCAUGCUAAUACGGCACGACGAGUCGACGCGGGAGCUAGAAUACCGGCAGCUGCACUUGCUGCAGAAGCUGCGUAUGGACUUGAUCCGGCUGCAGCACCAGACAGAACUUGAGAACCAGCUGGAGUAUAACAAACGGCGGGAACGAGAGCUGCACAGGAAGCACGUCAUGGAGCUGCGGCAACAGCCCAAAAACUUGAAGGCCAUGGAAAUGCAGAUCAAGAAGCAGUUCCAAGACACGUGCAAAGUGCAAACUAAGCAGUACAAAGCGCUCAAGAAUCACCAGCUGGAAGUGACUCCAAAGAGUGAGCACAAAACUAUUUUGAAAAGCCUGAAGGAUGAGCAGACGAGAAAGCUUGCCAUCCUGGCCGAGCAGUAUGAGCAGAGCAUCAAUGAAAUGAUGGCGUCCCAAGCGCUGCGGCUAGACGAGGCUCAGGAAGCAGAGUGCCAGGCCUUGAGGCUGCAGCUUCAGCAAGAGAUGGAGCUGCUCAACGCCUACCAGAGCAAAAUCAAGAUGCAGACAGAAGCACAGCACGAGCGGGAGCUCCAGAAGCUGGAGCAGAGGGUGUCCUUGCGCAGAGCACAUCUGGAGCAAAAGAUUGAAGAGGAGUUGGCCGCCCUGCAGAAGGAGCGUAGCGAGAAGAUCAAGGUUUUGUUGGAAAGGCAAGAGCGGGAGAUUGAAACUUUUGACAUGGAGAGCCUACGAAUGGGCUUUGGAAAUUUGGUCACAUUAGAAUUUCCUAAGGAGGACUACAGAUGAGAUUAAAUUUCUUUGGCCAUUUUAAAAAAAAAAAUGCAAACCAACAAAAAAUAUCUCAAACCAACAUUCCCCUCCCCCUCCCCUAAUGGGUGUGCUCUCUCUCUUUCUGUCUCUUACUGACAUCACGUCGGACUUAGUGCCUGUAUAUUUUUACUCCAUCAGGGCCCCCCCCCUCCCACCAAGUGUCACGUUUUGGAGCUGGACCAUGCUUGGCUGUCUCUUGAACCUCAUAGUGUUUCACAAUAUUGAUGUCUCUGUGCAAUGAUUUUGAUUUUGAUUUUUUAUUUUUCGAUUAACGUUUCGGUGAAAACUUUGGAGACAAUUCUAAUGAAUCAGACAAAAAAAAGCGGAUGUUAUGUUUGCUUUUCAGCAAUCACUCCUUGUUUGCCACUAACCAAUGAAAACACAAGCAAAAAAAAAAAAAUCAAAAGAAAACAGAACCACGCCCAGAACAAAAGCAUCUUUUUUAAAAAAAAUAAAAAUAAAAAGAAAGAAAAGCAUUCAGAUUCCCCAGAGGGGGAAAAAGUGGAUAUCGCAGCCUUACCUUAAUUAGCUGCUACAUAACUUUUAGUUUCUAAUUUUAUUAUGAUUUCUUUUCUUUGGUAUUUAUUCAUCAGGAAUAAUUCAAUGAAAAUAAUAAAACAUUUUAGUAAGAGAUCAAGAAAUUUGAUACAUUUUGCAGAAAAUACGAAUUCUGAAUUGUGGUGUACAUAUCAGUGGUGGACAGUUACUUCGG
This is a messenger RNA of Python bivittatus (Burmese python), 3832 nucleotides long. The record is from RefSeq and is a predicted model, not a curated record. NCBI's taxonomy places the organism in Eukaryota, Metazoa, Chordata, Lepidosauria, Squamata, Pythonidae.